AUGACUUCAGAAACGGCUGCUCGCGGGGAUUGGAAGGUAAUUGAGAGUUCGAUGAAUAUUCCUGAACAACAUUCUGGGGAAAUUAAGAGCUGGAUUGUCAACUCGUUGGCCACUUUUCGCAAAUAUUUGUAUGGAGAGGAGCAAGUGGAGGCUCCAGCUGUGGAUGCAGAGUUUGCUGGCCGGUCCGCUAUCGUUCAACAUUUGAAACAACUUAUGACGGUUAGGUAUAAGGAAGGCUAACUGAAGGCGCUGAUGACGGUGGUUUUCUGUUUCCUCUAUACAUUCCCUCAAUGAAUUCUUUACGUUUUGCUUUCUAUUGCUCACUCUUAAUUGAAGUCAUGUUCUUCUCAAUUCUCUUGAUAUCUUGUUUUCUCGAUCGCUUUUUGCUCACACUUAUUUCCGCAUUUCCUCUCUUAUCUGUUCUCACUUUCCCUCUUCCUGAUUCUAUUUAAGACUAACCAGGGUUUGUUCGUCUUCAGUUCCUCUUUCCUUUGCACUAACAGCUCUCUGCCUGCAACAAACAAGAUUUUAGAAACAAUGGGAUUUCUCACAACUGCGCUCAAAUGCGUUACAAUCGUUCCUGCCGUUACCGAAGUAGUCGAAGGCACAUUGAACGCUAUCGAGCGAAUGCGAUCGGUAAGAGAAAACAUACUUUGAUUAGUGAACUUGAUUCAUGUGUUUCAGAAUGCGCCAAAGGCUAGAAAUGACGCAUUGAAGAAGUGCAAGGAGGAGAAUGAGAGGGCGCAUGCGAAAGCAGCGGAGGAAUUGAAUACAAGUUCGUUUCGAGUGCAGCAAUGAGUAAAGUCUAAAACUAUCUCACUGAUUAACUAACUUCAGUGUACAAAACCUUCGAGGAUGAGGCAAACAAAAGCGAGAACGCCGCUGAGAAACGGUUCCAGCAGCAAAAAGCUGAAAAUGAAAAGGCUUUGGAGUAGGCUUGCCCUCCUCCUGCUUCCAGUUUACAAACAAGUUUUGUUAAGGAAAUUGACAAAGCAGAUGAAAGAUGACGAAGAUGCGUACGAUGAGAAUGUGAAGAAAAUGAAUGAAGCCCACGAUCGAAAAAUGCAAGAGCUCCGAUCGGAUUCGAAAGAAGCCAGAGAAAAAGCGGAACGGGAGCACAGAGGAAACAUGGAUAAGCUCGAAAGAGAGCACAAAGAGGAGAAGAACAAGGCGCAGGCUAAGUUGGACAAUACCAAGAAAGAAGGAGAGCUGAAGAUUGAGAAAGCCGAAAAGGAGAAGGAGGCGGUUCAUGAGGAUCGGAUGAAGGCGCUGACAGUUUAUAAAGAGGAGAUGGCCAAGUUGAUGGAACUGAAUGAGAAGCAACUGAAGGCAAUUCGUGAUGAGACUAUGCAGAUGAAGAAGGAUAAUAUUGCGGAGAGAAGGUGAAUUCACAAUACUCUUUGAGAUCCUCAUGAUUUCCUUUCAGACAGCAUCUCAAGUUGGAGCACGAAGAAACGAUCAAACAAAUUCGGGAGCGAACUGAAGAUCUGCUUCAGCAUAUUCGUGUGGAACACUCUAAGGAUGUCAUCCGAAUGUUUCAAUCUAUUUCGGAACCGCUUAUUGAGACUCAUAAGUCGUUGAUGACCGUUCAACAACUUGUUAGUACCUCAAGAUAAUCGAACUUUACAUUAUGUAUUCAGUGUCACGUGAAUGACGAAUCAACCCUGUCCAUCCCUAUCGGAACGCUUGACCCAGAUGUUUCGUUGAUUCGGCAGCAUAAGAGCAUUUACCAGAACCGUGUUACUCGUUAUCGGCAGUACGUGCUUCACUGUCAUCAGGCUCAUCCGGAAAUUCGGCAUCAUUGUGCGGUAAGUUCAGUGGGAUAGAUCUUCGUUUGUACCAGACUUUUCGGUUUCUAACUUGCCGAAUCAAUCCGCACCCUUUCACAGGAAUUCAUAAAAAAAAUGGACAAGGUGAUGAAUAGCAUGGAGUUGAACGCAAUGUGCACAACCCUCUUGCCAGCCAUUGACAACGACGACAAGCCGAAAAUCGUCAAAUUUGGAAAGGCGGCUUUUCAGUUGAAUGCCGACAUUUCGCAGACCAGAGCAAUUCUGGACGAAGGGUUAAAUCGAAUCACUGAAGAACAUCUUGCGAUGCAACCUGCCACCAACCCGAAUCAGUUAAGUAGACAAUGA
Molecule: messenger RNA, 2135 nt
Organism: Caenorhabditis sp. 36 PRJEB53466
Lineage: Eukaryota; Metazoa; Nematoda; Chromadorea; Rhabditida; Rhabditidae
Source: the annotation of a GenBank genome assembly